Molecule: messenger RNA, 5290 nt
Organism: Bactrocera latifrons
Lineage: Eukaryota; Metazoa; Arthropoda; Insecta; Diptera; Tephritidae
Gene: Syp
Product: heterogeneous nuclear ribonucleoprotein R
Exons: 13
Coding region: 3019-5133 (704 amino acids)
Cellular component (GO): nucleus; ribonucleoprotein complex
Molecular function (GO): mRNA binding
Source: RefSeq, a predicted model, not a curated record
AAAAAAAAAAAUAUUUUAUUAAACAACAACAAAAACACAAAUCUACAACAAAAAGCAAUAAACUUGGCAAUUCACAACCCAUUUACUAACCAUAGACAUAGAAACGCCGGAUUAGCUGUACAUUUGUGGAGAAACGCUUGCAACGGCAACGCAAAGGUUGUGAAAACUUGUGAAAAACAAAGAAAUCUGAUUGUUUUACUACAUAUGAUAACACAGCUAUUAUCAAACUAUAGCAGAGACUGCAUGCAUACAUAUAAAGUGCAUGCAAAUUUGCUAUAAAAACAGCAAAUAUUACAAAAACAAAGCAUACAAUUUCGCAAAAAAAACAUAAAAAAAUAAAACAGUAAAAUUUUAUUUAAAAAACAGAACAAACCACAUAUUUAUACUGUGAAAAUUGUGAGUGAAAUAUAAGAAGUGCAGCGUAAUGCUAUAAAAAACAGCUGAUUUUUGCUAUAAAAAAUAAUUAUUGUGUGCCUAAAGCUAGAAGAAAGUGAGAAAGAUAACGCUCACCUCACUGUGAAUUUCGAACUGACUGCUACAACAAUUCAAUACGCUUACAACGCAUUUGAAAAAUCUAUUAUAAAUUUCAAAAUUUUAUAAACGCAAUUAACUUGCAACAAAAACGGAGUUAUAGCAGGAAGAGCAGUCCCACUUGGAGAGAGCAGCCAUUGUCAAGUUGCUUAGUGCUGCCUUAACACGUGGCUAAUAUAACAACUUUCUAAGCUACUAAGUAUAGCGAAGCAGAAAAGGCGGUAAAAAGUGCAAAACUGCAAAAAAAGUAAAAGAGAGGUACAACGCACUUAGAACUCGCGGAGCAAGUAUUGGGAUCACCAUAAUAGCAACAAUUUUAAUUACUUAGCAACAGCCGCUCGAGAUAGUUCGACGACAGCUUUUGCAAAACGCAAAGCUCCCCACAAGCUCACUGACUAUACACGCCCACUCUGGCGUACGCGCGCUCUCUCGCCAAUAUUUUAAGCGCUUACUGCAAUUUUGCAACAACAAGGAGCUAAUAUAAUGAAAUAAAACUGCAUUGAGACUAGAUACAACGAGCGAUUUAGAAUCAUUCGGUCGUUGCAAGUUCGACAAGACUUAAGCUGCAUUGGAAUCGUCCCUGUAUUAGUGUUGGUGCAAAACGUACACGAGCGCUAAACAUACGCCUUAGCGAGCACAGAUACGAGGAGAACACAUUGUAGCCGGACGUCAGUGUUUGAGGAACAAAAAGAACGACGACAACAACACCAACAACACUAACAACAUAAUCGUAUUAAUCACAGCAGCGAUCGUAAGUGCAGGCUUUUUUUGCUUUCGCCAACAACAACAACACUUGCGUAUAUCAGCGACAGCUUUGCCGACGGUGAAGCGCAUUCGUUGCUGUUCGUCGGUCUAAGAUCGGCGCUGCUGCAGUAAUUACAUCGUUGCAUUCGAUUGCAUUUCGCAAACGCGUUGAGAGCAGAUACGCUCUCGCCACCACCACAAAUAUCACCAGCAGCACUACCAGUACCACUACUAGUGCAGCCAUCACACCGAACUACGAAGCUUUACAACGGAAACCGGCCCCAACAAGCCGGCGGCACAGCACUACAUAUUGAAUUGUGAUCAGUUCAUUGCUGAAACGCAUCAUACUUUGGCGCGCACGUUCUCAGACGCUGCGAAACGAAGCAAUUUUUUUUUCUUUGUUUGCACUGCACCCGAUUGCAACGAGCCGAGAAAGUGCAUCCGAUUCAUUGCUGUUGCUGUUGUUGCUCUCGCAUAGAGAUUUGAAUUCGACAACCGGUGUUGGUACGGCGACGAGCGAUUCAGUCGGUUAGUGUGCAAAUAAGUAGUAUCCGGAGCAGGAAGGCAGCAAACUGACGACGGUCAGCGCAAACGAAUUGCAGUGAAUCAAAAUUUUAUUAGAAAAAUAUAAUUAGAGAAAACCAAAUUGGCUAAAACAAAACACAAAAAUAAUAGACGUGAAUGUGGUGAAUGCAAAAAAAAGUUGUGUAAUCAGAAAAGAAAAAGAGCUUUAGAUGCAGCAGUAAAAUCAGCGUGGAAAAUCCGCAAUUGAAACGACAAAAAAAAAUUUGCUACCACGGCCAAGUGCAACGAGGUCCAUUCACUGCACACAGCAAAGUUCAGCGCUAGCAACAGCCAUAACCGCCAUACGAGCACGAGCAACUCGAGGAGAAGCAGCAGCAGCUGGAGCGGCAGUAGCGAAAGAGCACACUCAUUGCAUUGGCAUUACUUGGUGAUCCGUGACGUGUACCCCCUCGUACAAGUUUAAUAGGUACAUCGUCGUCGUUCCAGAUUCGCGUUUCGUUUCGUGUGAUCGCCGCGUGGCAACGUGCAGUUCGCGUCUGCAACCAACACGAUUGAGAGUCAAUGAAAUUGGCAAAUCGACAAACUGUGCAGGGAAUCUGCAAGUGAACGGCAUAUGUGAAAAACGUGUUCAAAGUGCUACGAAAAAGAACCUUCAUCAAAAAGUAAAUCGUAUAAAUACGGUGUAUAAGAAGAGAAAUUAUAUUAAAGCAUAGAACAAAUUAUUAAACUUAAAAAGUAAAUUUUAAACAAUUUCGUGCUGUUUGAAAUUUAGCUGUGAAUUAAACGAGCAAAGCAAACUACAGCGCAGAAAUCAAGGCGUAUUGGUAGAAGAAGAAAAGCAGAAAAGCCCCAUCAACGUGUUCUCUUAGUGAAAUUUUAUACAUUUGUUUGAAUAUUUUUGUGUGCAUUGACCGUUUUGUUUUAGUUUUAUACUAUUUGUUGUUAAAUACUACCAAUACAUCACAUAAAUAUAUACUUAACUCUAAGCACAAGCGACUACAUUACAUAUUUACAUUGAUAUUAUAAGAAAAGGAACAAAAUAACAGCAACAAACGAAACAUAAAAGGAAAACAUAAAAACAACGCAGUCCAAACUUCUUUUGGUGGUGUUUCUACGUGCCUCUACAUUACAUUAGCUUACUAGGAUCAGCAGUACAUAAGGAAUAAACAACAAGUCUGUCUACAUUUUCAAACGUGCAUUAAGGAUAAAACAAUUAAAAUGGCGGAAGGCAAUGGCGAACUGGUAGAUGACAUCAAUCAAAAAUCAGAAGAUCGCGGCGAUGGUGAAAGAACGGAAGAUUAUCCAAAACUCUUGGAAUAUGGCUUAGAUAAAAAAGUUGCCGGCAAACUAGAUGAUAUUUACAAAACAGGUAAAUUAGCGCAUGUGGAAUUGGACGAACGCGCGCUGGAUGCGCUCAAAGAGUUUCCGGUUGAUGGUGCCUUGAAUGUAUUGAGUCAGUUCCUCGAAUCAAAUUUGGAACAUGUAUCGAAUAAGUCUGCGUAUUUAUGUGGUGUUAUGAAAACCUAUAGACAAAAAAGCCGCGCCAGCCAACAGGGAGUACCAACGCCAGCGACCACAGUUCAAGUCAAGGGACCGGAUGAGGAGAAAAUCAAGAAAAUACUCGAAAGAACUGGCUACUCCUUAGAUGUGACCACUGGUCAACGCAAAUAUGGCGGACCACCACCUAAUUGGGAUGGUCCAACACCCGGUAAUGGCUGCGAAGUUUUCUGCGGGAAAAUUCCAAAAGAUAUGUUUGAGGAUGAAAUUAUACCAUUAUUUGAGGAAUGCGGUACAAUAUGGGACCUUAGACUUAUGAUGGAUCCGAUGACGGGUACAAAUCGUGGAUAUGCAUUUGUUACCUUCACGACGCGUGAAGCGGCUUCAAAUGCCGUACGACAGCUCGAUAAUCACGAAAUAAAACCUGGCAAGUGUCUAAAAAUUAACAUUAGCGUACCGAACCUGCGCCUAUUUGUAGGCAACAUACCCAAGUCGAAAGGCAAAGAGGAGAUUUUAGACGAGUUUGGUAAAUUAACAGCUGGCCUUAUUGAAGUGAUCAUCUACAGUUCACCCGAUGAUAAGAAGAAAAAUCGCGGAUUCUGCUUCCUCGAAUAUGAGUCACACAAAGCCGCCUCGCUGGCAAAACGAAGACUUGGCACUGGCCGAAUCAAGGUCUGGGGAUGUGAUAUCAUUGUCGAUUGGGCUGAUCCGCAAGAGGAACCAGACGAGCAAACAAUGUCAAAGGUGAAGGUCUUGUACGUGAGGAAUCUAACGCAAGACGUUAGCGAGGAAAAACUAAAGGAGCAAUUUGAGCAAUAUGGUAAAGUUGAGCGCGUUAAGAAAAUCAAAGACUACGCUUUCGUGCAUUUCGAGGAUCGCGAUAGCGCUGUUAUUGCAAUGCGCGGCCUUAACGGCAAAGAGAUUGGCUCUUCUAAUAUUGAGGUCUCACUUGCCAAACCACCAUCGGACAAGAAGAAGAAGGAGGAAAUCCUACGUGCACGUGAACGUCGCAUGAUGCAAAUGAUGCAAGGACGUCCCGGUCUCGUUGGCUAUGAACAAUUAUCUCCAUACAGAAACUUAUCGCCCACACAUCCCAAUAUGAUGUCAUUAGCAGCGCCAAUGCGCUUACCUGGUGGCCCACGAAUACCGCUACGCGCACCAAUACCACGUGAUUACGAAGAAAAAGUUGAAAGAAGCACGAAAAGAAUACCACAGCAAAAUUUUUCCCAAUUUAUAGAUUAUGAUUACGACUUUUAUGGUUAUUCGGAUUAUCGUGGCGGCUACAAUGAAUCCUAUUAUGACGAUUUUUAUCGCACCUAUGAUGGAGAGUACUUCUUUGAUUAUCCACCGAGCGGUGUGACACCAUUGCCAACUGGUGGACCCGCUGGUGGACUGCAGAGAACGGCCAGAAAUAAUGUGGGGGUUGGUCGUGGACGUGGAAUCACGGCCACGCGUGGCCGAGCCGUUGGGCUCCGUGGCAACAUCAGCCGUCAGGGGGCCCCUCAAGCGGCGGCGGCGGUGGUGGCGGCGGCGGCGGUGGCAGUUCAGCGGGGGGCCACCGCUCAGGGGGCUCAGGCAGCAACCGGGGGGGUCCGUGGGGUGGGACAAAUGCGUCCCAACGCUCGUGGCACCCAGCACGCCAAGCCGCUACAAAAUUUACCAGUAGUCGGUAAACGUAAAUUCGAUGGAGGUCACCAAAAUCCUGCAGAUAUAAAGCGACGUUACCCGAGCGGUUUAAUCGGAAAUGGCAGUUGGGGCAGUAUACCGUUACCACAACAACCACUGGGCACCAAUGGCGAGCAAUGGUACACAGAUACAUUUCCAAAUUGGGCUUAAAUAAUUAUAAUAAUAUUACAAAAAAAACAAAAACAAACAACAACAAGAAGCGCAUAUUACAAUAACAACAACAAUAAAAUGAAAACCACAUCAAGUAGCAGUCAUUACAGAAGCGAUUACAUUAGCAAUAAUAACAACAACAACAAAAACUAUAUAA